AUGGAUGAAUCAGUAUUAAGAAGAUUACAAAUAACAAAUAAUCAUAUACAACAACAAUCGAAUGAUUCACCAUUAGAAAGUAAUGAUACAUGUGGAAUUAUUGGUUUUGUUGGAAAGGAAGAAGCCUUUAACUAUUUAAUAGAAGGUCUUUCUAUAUUAGAAAAUAGAGGUUAUGAUAGUGCUGGUGUCACAACCAUUUCAUCAAAUAGUGAAUUGGUUACUUCAAAAUACGCGAGUUUAAAUACAACCAGUGAUGCCAUCUCUCGUCUAAAGACUGUUUCACAUUUACAUAAAGGACAUAUAAUUGGUAUUGCACAUACUAGAUGGGCAACACAUGGUGGAAAGACUGAUCGUAAUGCUCAUCCUCAUCAUGAUGACAAGAAUAGAGUGGCAGUAGUUCACAAUGGUGUCAUUGAAAAUAGUAGUGCAUUACGUGAAGAGAUUGAAAAGAGAGGUGUUGUAUUUAGAUCAGAGACUGAUACCGAAGUUAUUGCUCAAUUGAUUGGAGUAUUUUUAGAUCAAGGAUUCCCAAUUAUUGAAGCUGUUAAAGAGACACAGAAAAAGUUACAGGGUACAUGGGGAGUUGCAUGUGUGUGUAGAGAUGUGCCAGACCAGAUCAUUGCAUUAAAGAAUGGUAGUCCAUUGUUGAUUGGUAUUGGAAAGGAUCGCGCACUCAAAAUCAAGGAAAUUACCUAUAUUCACGCUGAGGGCUACAGUGGUGGUGCCCUCAAGCACGGUCCAUUCGCUCUCAUCGAGCAAGGAACACCCAUCAUUCUCAUCAUCCUCGACGAUGCCCACGCACAAUUGAUGCGUAUUGCCGGUGAAGAGGUCAAAGCCCGUGGUGCCUACACCAUCGUCAUCACCAACCAACCCGCGCUCGCCAAGCAUGUCGGCGACGAUGUUGUCGUCAUCCCAAGCAAUGGUGUAUUGACCUCUCUCCUGGCUGCCAUCCCCCUCCAACUUAUUGCCUAUGAAGUAGCUGUCUUGCGUGGUAUCGAUCCAGAUAAACCAAGAAAUCUUGCCAAGGCUGUUACUACCGAUUAA
Cavenderia fasciculata is the source of this 1044-nucleotide messenger RNA. RefSeq names its product glutamine-fructose-6-phosphate transaminase. The transcript has 4 exons. Gene Ontology annotation, biological process: protein N-linked glycosylation; fructose 6-phosphate metabolic process; UDP-N-acetylglucosamine metabolic process. NCBI's taxonomy places the organism in Eukaryota, Evosea, Eumycetozoa, Acytosteliales, Cavenderiaceae. The record is from RefSeq and is a predicted model, not a curated record. Gene Ontology annotation, molecular function: L-glutamine:D-fructose-6-phosphate transaminase (isomerizing) activity; carbohydrate derivative binding. The coding region runs from base 1 to 1044 and encodes 347 amino acids.